Messenger RNA from Eriocheir sinensis (Chinese mitten crab), 1895 nucleotides. RefSeq lists its product as uncharacterized. The record is from RefSeq and is a predicted model, not a curated record. Lineage: Eukaryota; Metazoa; Arthropoda; Malacostraca; Decapoda; Varunidae. The transcript has 4 exons. Bases 731 to 1660 code for a protein of 309 amino acids.
GAAAUUACUGGUGGUCUGAGUCCCGCAUGACAGAUGUGUGACAGGGGUGUGGAUGUCGAAACUGUCGUGCAUGUGAUACUGGUGUGUGGGAGGUACCGGAGAGAAAGGACGGAGAUGAUGAGGGUGGCACUGAGUGAGAUGGGCUGGGAUGUGAAUGGGAGGAUUGCAAGGACAGAGAGGGAAUGGAUGCUGCUGCUGCUGGGACUGAGUGAUGAAGCAAAUGAUAGAAUUAUAGAAGCCAUGAAGAGUUUUCUGGAAAAGAUGUGGUGUGCAAGAAAUAGGGAAUUGGAAGAUUUGUAAUGGAUACUGCUUGUGUUGUUUUUAGUUUUACAGGUAUAUGAAAGUCUGACUCUCCAACGGGUCACCUGUACAGCAAGAGCAAGAGCAACAACAACAACAGCACGCGCCGAGGCCCGAGCUGCAUCCCUUCUACGGGGCUCUGGAGGCUGUGGUGUGGUCCCGCAGCCUCACUAGCCCCAUAAAACACCCAAGAAGAAGCAUCCCUUCUGGCCCUGCCCAACCAGCCCCCUAAAACACCCCAGAAGAAGGCGACGACGAAGGCUCCACACCCACGGGCCAGCGCUGAAAAAGCAUCCCUGGCCAGGCUCCACACCCAUGGGCCAGCGCUGGGGACCUGCUGGCCAGCCACACCCUCAGCCCCAACACUGCCAGGACAACGCCUCCACCACCGCCGCCGGGAAGUCAGCUCCCUCUACACUGGCGUUUAGAGAUGGCGGACACAUGUGGUGGAUGUGACUGGAACUUGAUUGAAUUGGGGUGGAUGUUUCAGGAUGAAGAGAAAACUUUAGAUUUCUUGUGCGGCCACAAAUUGAUACGGCGCACCUAUAAGUGCCCAAAAUGUGACAGUGACCUCGAUAUUAAGAAAAAUUUUGUGUUUAGGUGUGACCGGCAGCGUCGUGUUCAAAACAACAAGAAAUCUGUGGUUCAGCGCUGCCGGUUCUUCCGCUCGGCAAAGAAGAACUCGUGGUUCAGCAGGUCCAACUUGAGUGUCAGCCAGAUCAUAUAUGUGACAUAUUUGUGGAACCAACGACAAAAAACUGUCAAAUUUUGUGCGCGGGAAGUGCGUGUUGACGCCAAGACAGUCAUUGACUGGUUUUCUUUUUGUCGGGAAGUGGCUGUGGACUAUUGCGUCCACAACUCUGCCAAACUUGGUGGCCAGGGCAAGACUGUGGAGGUCGAUGAAGCCAAGUUUGACAAGAGAAAUUACAAAGGUGGACGUGUUAUAGAAGGCACGUGGGUAGUGGGUGGCGUGGAGAGAGGCUCCAGCAAAGCCUUCCUAGUGCCUGUGGUGAGCCGGGACGAGGAGACUCUCCUGAGAGUUAUCCAAGACAACAUUCUCCCGGGCACUCACAUAGUUACAGACUGCCGGAGCAGCUACAAUAACCUAAGUGCCAAAGGCUACACCCACUCCACAGUCAAGCACUCAUUGAACUUUGUGGAUCGUCAGAGUGGUGUCCACACCCAAAAUGUACAGCAGGAGUGGAGGGAAGGGAGGGGCAACAUUCCCAGGUGUGGGAGGCGCACUCACCGUAUCGCCAGCUAUUUGGCCGAGUCCAUGUUCAAGCGGACGUUCCCGGAUGUUGCCGAGCGGUUCCACCACUUCCUUCUCCACGCUGCAACAAUAUAUUCCGUCCAGUAAAGAAAGGGUUCUUCAAGCGCGAGAAGCUGAAGGCACACCGGGCGAGGCUGCAGGGUGCCCCUACCGGCGUCAGUAACCCAACCGCCACCGGAUAGUAGAGUCACAGCCGCCAGCCACCAGUGUACGUACUGUCUGUGUUGGGCUGGCCGGGUUAUCGUAGACACAGCGCCACGCCAAAGAUCCCCAAGUGUUGUAGUGACGUGUAAGUCUGUAUGGAGCUGGUGCAGUGUAGAGU